AUGGCUACUCACAGCGCUCGGCAACACCCGCGAAGCCCUUUACGAGUGGCUGGAGCUUCCGGAGGUGUUUAUGACAGAAAACGCGCAAUCCAUGACCUCGCAAAAAAUGAAGAUCUUGACUUCAUUGUUGGCGACUGGAUGAGUGAGGCGAGCAUGACGCUCCGAGGAGCGGACAGGUAUGGAAAGAAUGAAGAUUCGUUAAUUGGUAAAGCCUACGAGCCCUACUUCCUCGAACAAAUUGCCCCCGCCUUGCAGUACUUGGAGCACAAACAUAUCAAGGUCUGCAUUAAUGCCGGAGGCAGCGACCCAAAAGGCCUAGCAGAUGCUGUUCGAGACCUGAUCGCACAGGGAGGAUAUCAGCUCAAAGUUGGAUUUGUGACAGGUGACGAUGUCACUCACGCUCUAGAUGAAGUUGUCCAGACAGGGCAUCAAUUCGUCAAUCUGAAUACCGGACAGGACCUCGCUGACUGGCCAUUUGAUCCAAUUAGUGCCCAGUGUUAUCUUGGAGCAGGCGGCAUCGUCGCGGUGUUAGAAGCUGGAGCAGACAUCGUUGUAUGCGGCCGUGUUGCAGACGCAUCGGUGUGCGUAGGCCCCGCAAUGUACUGGCACGGAUGGACUCGAGAUAACAUGGACGAGCUGGCUAAUACGCUCAUGGUCGGACAUAUCAUUGAGUGCAGCACUUACGCGACUGGCGGGUAUUACUCAGGAUUUAAGGAGCUAGGGAUCCACGACACUGACAUGGGUUAUCCGAUUGCUGCAAUCGACCACAAGGGUGAGGCGAUCGUGUAUAUGGAACAGGGGCGAGACGGCUUGGUCUCUCCCGCAACUAUCACCAGCCAGUUGCUCUAUGAGAUUCAGGGCCUACUCUAUUACAACUCCGAUGUCACAGCUAAUAUUGAGAAUAUUCGAGUCGAGGCUAUUGGGAAGAAUCAAGUCCGCGUUUCAGGUGUGAAAGGACUGCCACCCCCAUCAACCACUCGAUUGGGAAUCACGGCAAAAGGCGGUUACCAAGCAGAGUUUCAUUUUUACUUGACUGGCCUUGACAUCAAGGAGAAGUUUGAAAUGGUCAAAAGACAAACCCUCGCCACGAUGGGAGACAAUGUGAAGAGAUUCUCUUGUCUCAAAUUCACAAUUGCCGGAACCGUCCCAGAGGAUCCCGACAGCCAAGAUCAAGCAACCGUGGACAUGCGCAUCUUUGCGCAGUCUCGAGAGCCAGAAGUGUUGUCUGCUGGUGGCCUAGUAGAGUCGGACAGGGGAUCCUUUGCUCGCUAUUGUGUUGAGAAUCUGUUGCAAGGCUACCCGGGAUCGACGAUGGCGAUCGACAUGCGACAAGCACUGGGAAAGCCCUUUUUUGAAUACUUUCCAACGUUACUGCCGCAGAAGUUUGUGAAACAAGUUGCACAUCACCCAGAUGGUACCUCAAAGGCCAUUGAAUCGCCGAAAGUAACAGCCGAGUAUCCCAAAGGCACCCAGGCGUCGAGUGACACGGUCGAUCCCGUUGAUCUGACCAUCUUUGGCCCUACCACAAAGGUGCCUCUAGGCUAUAUUGUCAUGGGAAGGUCGGGAGAUAAAUCUUCGAACUGCAAUGUUGGUUUGUUUGUACGCCACGAAGACGAAUGGGACUGGCUGAGGACUGUUCUCAGUAUGGAGAAGAUGAAAGAACUGCUAGGGAAGGAUUAUAAGGGUGGCAGGAUUGAAAGGUGCGAGCUGCCAAACAUUCUGGCGGUUCAUUUCCACUUAAUUGACCACCUUGAGCGAGGUUAUACAGCGACAAGUGGCUAUGACUGCCUGGGGAAGAAUUGCUGCGAGUACAUUCGGUCAAGGAAAGUUGACAUUCCUAAUAAAUUCCUUGCAAGAGGAAGAAUUUGA
This is a messenger RNA of Exophiala aquamarina CBS 119918, 1869 nucleotides long. RefSeq lists its product as uncharacterized. Bases 1 to 1869 code for a protein of 622 amino acids. The transcript is spliced from 6 exons. The record is from RefSeq and is a predicted model, not a curated record. NCBI's taxonomy places the organism in Eukaryota, Fungi, Ascomycota, Eurotiomycetes, Chaetothyriales, Herpotrichiellaceae.